Closterium sp. NIES-65 is the source of this 4128-nucleotide messenger RNA. NCBI's taxonomy places the organism in Eukaryota, Viridiplantae, Streptophyta, Zygnematophyceae, Desmidiales, Closteriaceae. The record is from the annotation of a GenBank genome assembly.
AUGGGCACGAUUGUUUACAGGAAGAUGACCCCGGAAGAGGCGAAAUGGAAGAUUCCCGAGCUAAGAAAGGUGGUGCGGAUGGGGGGGGAGUGUAGCCCAGUGAAGGUGCCUGUGACCUACGAUGAGGUGCCUGGUGCUUCUGAUGCGGAUGUGUGGGAGCGGGAUGAGAGCGCUGAGUGGGCUACCGUGGACAGGCCGACACCAGAGGAGUGGAACGUUGACGUUCAGUGGGAAGACGUGGAAGAGCUAUGGAGUUAUGAUGUGCACCCGACGCAGGGUGCGCGACCAACAUCUUUGGCGAGCACCCUCAUCAUGCUUGCGCACGCUGGCGCGAACGGAAACUCCCAUUUCAUCGGUGGAUCCACUCCUUGGGCCAACACCGACACGGAGACUGGUUACCACUGUGAGAGGGAUAAGGCAGAAUUGCCAUCGGAUCAAGGGGAUGAUGUGGCAGACGCAGUGAUAAAAGAUGCGGAGGAGUGGAGCGACGAUAGUGAUGAGUGGUGGCUAGCAGGCCACUAUGACGGGGAGGAAGUGGAGGUGUGGGUGGCAGGAGUGCAAGGGCUGACAGCAGCGGUGCAAGGGCUGACAGCAGGGGUGCAAGGGUGGAAAGCAGGGGUGCAAGGGUGGAAAGCAGGGGUGCAAGGGGGAGAAGCAGGGGUGCAAGGGUGGGAAGCUGGGGUGCAAGGGUGGGAAGCAGGGGUGCAAGGGUGGGAAGCAGGGGUGCAAGGGUGGAAAGCAGUGCAUAGGAGUGGGGAGUAUGAAAGGAGUGGGGGGUAUGAGAGGAGUGGGGAGUAUGAAAGGAGUGGGGGGUAUGAGAGGAGUGGGGAGUAUGAAAGGAGUGGGGGGUAUGAGAGGAGUAGGGAGUAUGAAAGGAGUGGGGGGAAUGAGAGGAGUGGGGAGUAUGAAAGGAGUGGGGGGUAUGAGAGGAGUGGGGAGUAUGAAAGGAGUGGGGGGUAUGAGAGGAGUGGGGAGUACGAAAGGAGUGGGGGGUAUGUUGCAGCAUGCCACUGGCAAUAUGCUGAACGAGGCAUUACUGGACAUGUCUUCAAAAUCAUCAAUGCAGCAGAUCCCCCGGUCGCUCAGCACCUGGGCGCCGCUCUCCAGUACCUGCUGGGCGGCAAGCAUGGAGGGGAAUGGGAAGAGAAAAAGAAGCACACAUCUCAGCAUUCAGCCCAGACUUCAUCAACUCAUGGAUGCAGCAGGCACUUUUCGAACGUGAGCGUGUUCCUAAGUCUGCUGCGCUGCCCCCUAGUUGCACCUGCGUCCCCCCUCCUCCUUCCGGAUUGCUCUUGCAAUCCAAAAAGGUCUGCAAGAGAGGGUGAAUGGUCACUGAGAUUGCACACAAGUCUGCUGCGCUGCCCCCCUGUUGCGCGUGCGUCCCCUCUCGUCUUUGCGAUUGUACAUGGGGAGGGAGAGGAUGGGGGGGGGAAGCAGGGAAGGGGAUGGGGGGAAGCAAGGAAGGGGAUGGGGGGCAGCGGGGAAGGGGAUGGGGGGAAGCGGGGAUGGGGAUGGGGGGAAGCAGGGAAGGGGAUGGGGGGAAGCAGGGAAGGGGAUGGGGGGAAGCAGGGAAGGGGAUGGUGGGAAGCAGGGAAGGGGAUGGGGGGAAGCAGGGAAGGGGAUGGGGGGAAGCAGGGAAGGGGAUGGGGGGAAGCAGGGAAGGGGAUGGGGGGAAGCAGGGAAGGGGAUGGGGGGAAGCAGGGAAGGGGAUGGGGGGAAGCAGGGAAGGGGAUGGGGGGAAGCAGGGAAGGGGAUGGGGGGAAGCAGGGAAGGGGAUGGGGGGAAGCAGGGAAGGGGAUGGGGGGAAGCAGGGAAGGGGAUGGGGGGAAGCAGGGAAGGGGAUGGGGGGAAGCAGGGAAGGGGAUGGGGGGAAGCAGGGAAGGGGAUGGGGGGAAGCAGGGAAGGGGAUGGGGGGAAGCAGGGAAGGGGAUGGGGGGAAGCAGGGAAGGGGAUGGGGGGAAGCAGGGAAGGGGAUGGGGGGAAGCAGGGAAGGGGAUGGGGGGAAGCAGGGAAGGGGAUGGGGGGAAGCAGGGAAGGGGAUGGGGGGAAGCAGGGAAGGGGAUGGGGGGAAGCAGGGAAGGGGAUAGGGGGGAAGCAGGGAAGGGGAUGGGGGAAGCAGGGAAGGGGAUGGGGGGAAGCAGGGAAGGGGAUGGGGGGAAGCAGGGAAGGGGAUGGGGGGAAGCAGGGAAGGGGAUGGGGGGAAGCAGGGAAGGGGAUGGGGGGAAGCAGGGAAGGGGAUGGGGGGAAGCAGGGAAGGGGAUGGGGGGAAGCAGGGAAGGGGAUGGGGGGAAGCAGGGAAGGGGAUGGGGGGAAGCAGGGAAGGGGAUGGGGGGAAGCAGGGAAGGGGAUGGGGGGAAGCAGGGAAGGGGAUGGGGGGAAGCAGGGAAGGGGAUGGGGGGAAGCAGGGAAGGGGAUGGGGGGAAGCAGGGAAGGGGAUGGGGGGAAGCAGGGAAGGGGAUGGGGGGAAGCAGGGAAGGGGAUGGGGGGAAGCAGGGAAGGGGAUGGGGGGAAGCAGGGAAGGGGAUGGGGGGAAGCAGGGAAGGGGAUGGGGGGAAGCAGGGAAGGGGAUGGGGGGAAGCAGGGAAGGGGAUGGGGGGAAGCAGGGAAGGGGAUGGGGGGAAGCAGGGAAGGGGAUGGGGGGAAGCAGGGAAGGGGAUGGGGGGAAGCAGGGAAGGGGAUGGGGGGAAGCAGGGAAGGGGAUGGGGGAAGCAGGGAAGGGGAUGGGGGGAAGCAGGGAAGGGGAUGGGGGGAAGCAGGGAAGGGGAUGGGGGGAAGCAGGGAAGGGGAUGGGGGGAAGCAGGGAAGGGGAUGGGGGGAAGCAGGGAAGGGGAUGGGGGGAAGCAGGGAAGGGGAUGGGGGGAAGCAGGGAAGGGGAUGGGGGGAAGCAGGGAAGGGGAUGGGGGGAAGCAGGGAAGGGGAUGGGGGGAAGCAGGGAAGGGGAUGGGGGGAAGCAGGGAAGGGGAUGGGGGGAAGCAGGGAAGGGGAUGGGGGGAAGCAGGGAAGGGGAUGGGGGGAAGCAGGGAAGGGGAUGGGGGGAAGCAGGGAAGGGGAUGGGGGGAAGCAGGGAAGGGGAUGGGGGGAAGCAGGGAAGGGGAUGGGGGGAAGCAGGGAAGGGGAUGGGGGGAAGCAGGGAAAGGGAUGGGGGGAAGCAGGGAAGGGGAUGGGGGGAAGCAGGGAAGGGGAUGGGGGGAAGCAGGGAAGGGGAUGGGGGGAAGCAGGGAAGGGGAUGGGGGAAGCAGGGAAGGGGAUGGGGGGAAGCAGGGAAGGGGAUGGGGGGAAGCAGGGAAAGGGAUGGGGGGAAGCAGGGAAGGGGAUGGGGGGAAGCAGGGAAGGGGAUGGGGGGAAGCAGGGAAGGGGAUGGGGGAAGCAGGGAAAGGGAUGGGGGGAAGCAGGGAAGGGGAUGGGGGGAAGCAGGGAAGGGGAUGGGGGGAAGCAGGGAAGGGGAUGGGGGGAAGCAGGGAAGGGGAUGGGGGGAAGCAGGGAAGGGGAUGGGGGGAAGCAGGGAAGGGGAUGGGGGGAAGCAGGGAAAGGGAUGGGGGGAAGCAGGGAAGGGGAUGGGGGGAAUCAGGGAAGGGGAUGGGGGGAAGCAGGGAAGGGGAUGGGGGGAAGCAGGGAAGGGGAUGGGGGGAAGCAGGGAAGGGGAUGGGGGGAAGCAGGGAAGGGGAUGGGGGGAAGCAGGGAAGGGGAUGGGGGGAAGCAGGGAAGGGGAUGGGGGGAAGCAGGGAAGGGGAUGGGGGGAAGCAGGGAAGGGGAUGGGGGGAAGCAGGGAAGGGGAUGGGGGGAAGCAGGGAAGGGGAUGGGGGGAAGCAGGGAAGGGGAUGGGGGGAAGCAGGGAAAGGGAUGGGGGGAAGCAGGGAAGGGGAUGGGGGGAAGCUGGGAAGGGGAUGGGGGGAAGCUGGGAAGGGGAUGGGGGGAAGCAGGGAAGGGGAUGGGGGGAAGCAGGGAAGGGGAUGGGGGAAAGCAGGGAAGGGGAUGGGGGGAAACAGGGAAGGGGAUUGGGGGAAACAGGGAAGGGGAUUGGGGGAAACAGGGAAGGGGAUUGCGGGAAACAGGGAAGGGGAUUGGGGGAAACAGAUAGAGGGUGUGGAGAAGCAGGUCAGAGGAUGGGGGAAACAGGGCAGGGGAUAA